UGUCCACAGAUUCUUCACGUCAAUGAACAUGUGAUCAUGUAGUCAGCAGCUGUAACUCCAGCUCCAACUAUGCAAACAUAUACGGAAUCUUCUUGUCGAAACAGUCGUCUAUGUCAUGUGAUCAUGAUUAUGUUACGAAAAUUAUUCAAAUUUUCAAAUUGCGUUAUCAAUACUAGCCUACAGAAUGGUUUUCUUCCGGCAUCACAAACUUUAUGGUUUUCAUGUAAAGCUGAAAAAUACCUUGAGAAAUAUGAACCAAUAAUCGGCUUAGAAGUUCAUGCUCAAAUCCUAUCUGAUUCGAAAUUGUUUUCAUCUGCAUCAACAAAUUUCACAUCUCGUCCCAAUUCACAGGCCACUUAUUUCGAUGUAUCAUUACCUGGAACAUUACCUGUAUUGAAUCAAAAAUGUGUUCUUGCUGCCAUCAAAACGGGUUUGGCCUUAGACUGUAAAAUUUCGAAUAAAAGUACAUUUGAUCGCAAACAUUACUUUUAUGGUGAUAUGCCGAAUGGAUAUCAAAUCACACAACAAAGAAAUCCGAUUGCUCGUGACGGAUACAUUGAUUUCAUCGUCUAUGAUGAUUUUUAUGAAAAUGAUCGAUCAUUUGAUCCAUAUCUAAAACGAUGUCGUUUGAAACAGAUCCAGUUGGAACAAGAUUCGGGAAAGUCUUUGGUCGAUGAAGAAAUGAAUGCCAAUUUGAUUGAUUUAAAUCGUGCUGGUGUACCGCUCCUGGAAUUUGUAUUCGAACCAGAUCUUCGUUCCACUUUAGAAGCCAUAUCUUUAGUACGGGAAUUGAUUGCAAUUCUUAAAUCGAUAGAAGUAUGUUCAUGUCGAAUGGAAGAAGGUGCCCUUCGUGUUGAUGCGAAUGUUUCAGUUCGACUUGCUGGUAAUCAAGAAUUAGGAACACGAACUGAGAUUAAAAAUCUCAAUUCAUUCAGAAUUAUUCGUGAAGCUUCUGAAUAUGAAAUUCAACGACAAUGUUCAUUGCUAGAAAGGGGUGAAAAAAUUAUCAAUGAAACACUUGGAUAUGAUAUACGAACUAAAAGUACGUUUGUUAUGCGUGAUAAAGAGAUUGUACAAGAUUAUCGUUUCAUGCCUGAGCCGAAUUUACCUGCAAUUGUUCUAUCUAUUGAUGGCGAAGGUGGCAAAGAGUUGAUUAAUAUAAAUGCCAUACAAAAUGAAAUGCCCAGAUUACCGAAAGAUAUUCGGCAAUGUCUUUUAGACAAGCAAUUUGGUCUAUCAUUAAGGGAAAUCUAUUUUCUUUUACACAACCCGACUUUUUUAUAUUUGUUUCAUCAAAUAUUUGAAUCUUCACAAAGAAAAUGUGGUUUAGAUUGCUUUGAAUUUCUUGUCGGUUAUCUGAAACCAAUUUUUCAAGAUAAAAUCGACCCAUUUACUUUGAACAAAAUUGAACCGAUAAAUUCUAAAGCUUCAUUGGAAACUAUUUUGGAAUUUGUUUGCCAAGAAUAUCUGGGCCAACUAUGUGAUAUGAUAUUCGAUGAUAAAAUUUCAGAAACGACUGCUCAUGAUCUCCUGAAAUUAUAUCUUCAAAAUGAACAAAGAUCACCACAUGAAAUUGUUGAAAAAUAUAAUUGGUGGUUAAUACAAGAUAUUGAUCAAAUUGAACAAGUUUGCCGUCAAGUCAUCCAACAGGUACCUAAAAUUGCAAAGAAAUAUGCUAAGAAUGGCGUACGGAAACCAAAAUCUAUGCUCAUACAGAAAGCGUAUGUCUUGAUGAAUCAUCAAGUCAACGAAAGAGUACUGUGGAAAGUUUAUGAUAAAUUAUUGCGAUCUAAAUCAAAAUCAUCUGAUGAAAAGAAUUUAUAAUUCAAUUAUGUAAAAAAUAGUUUAACUUGAUUAAGAAUAAAUUAAGAAUUUUACCGAACAA
Messenger RNA from Dermatophagoides farinae (American house dust mite), 1885 nucleotides. The record is from RefSeq and is a predicted model, not a curated record. NCBI's taxonomy places the organism in Eukaryota, Metazoa, Arthropoda, Arachnida, Sarcoptiformes, Pyroglyphidae.